UGCACCAAUAGCCAGACUCAGAGAGAGAGAGAGAGAGAGAGAGAUUCGAGUUAUAAAGGAGCGAGAGCGAGCCGCUUCUGUCAGUAGCAUCGUUCGAAACCAGUUUAACAGAGCAGCCACCGUAAGCCGGGUGGCCAAGAUGGGUUCUUCUCCGUGCGAGCUCCGAUGGCUUCUCGCUCUACUGGGUGGGCUGCUGUUGCUCCUCCCUCUGGCUCAAGGCGAGGACCAUUACUACACUUUCGUCCUGCGAGACACCAACUUCACGAGGCUGUGCACGACAAAGAGCAUGUAUACGGUGAACGAAAGCUUCCCGGGGCCGGUGAUGUACGUCCGUAAGGGAGACACGGCCUACGUCAACGUCUUCAACGAAGGACACUACGGAGUCACCAUUCACUGGCAUGGCAUUAAGAAUCCGAGGAACCCAUGGUUCGACGGGCCUGAAUACGUUACGCAGUGUCCAAUCCCUCCGGGGACUAACUUCACUUACCAAGUCUUGUUCACCUCAGAGGAGGGAACCCUUUGGUGGCAUGCACACAGCGAUUGGACCCGCGCCACUGUCCACGGCGCAAUUGUCAUAAAGCCCGCCCUUGGCACCACUUAUCCUUUCCCAGAGCCCGACGGUGAAAACGUCCUUGUCUUCGCAUCCUGGUACGACGAGGACGUGAUGGAGUUGAUGGAAGAGGCCCUUUCUGAAGGUGGACUGACGACAUUGUCAGAUGCUUACUGCAUCAAUGGCCAGCCUGGUGAUUUUUAUAAUUGUUCCAGAGAAAGCACGACUAGAAUAUCUGUCGAUUAUGGCAAGACCUAUCUUCUCCGCCUAGUCAAUUCAGUGCAAAAUACCGACAUGUACUUUGGCAUUGCAAACCACAGCCUAACGGUGGUAGGAUGGGACGGAGCCUACGUCAAGCCCUUGGUCAAGAGUUUCAUCAUGAUAACCCCAGGUCAGGCGAUGGACAUUUUGGUCACAGCCGACCAGCCUCUCGGCGAGUACUACAUGAUCAUCUCACCUUUCUUCGAUGGUCAAGCGGACGAUUUCGACAUGAGCAUCGCUAGUGCAAUCUUCCAGUACAACGGCAACUACUCUUACACCGGAUUACCGGCGUAUCCGAGUGAUUUCCCCGGAUGGGAGGAUAUAGGGCCCGCGACUGCCUUUGUCAAACAACUGAAAAGCUUGAACUCGCCAGAGCACCCCAUCGACGUCCCCCAGGACGACGAGAUCACGACCAGGAUGUACAUCACCAUCUCGAUCAGCAUGAUGAAAUGUCCAAAUGACUCGUGUGAAGGACCGGACGGUAAUCGCCUCGCCUCAGCGUUGAACAACAUUUCUUUUGCAAACCCUGACCUGGAUGUGCUUCAAGCAUACUACAGCAAUAUCACCGGGUAUUACACGCCGGAUUUCCCUGAUCUGCCACCUACGUUGUUCAACUUCACGUCCGAAGACCUAUUGACAGACAACGUGACGAUGUCGGACCAAGGAACGAAAGUCAAGGUACUGAACUACAACGAGUCCGUCGAGAUAAUCCUCCAGGGGACCAACGUGAUGAACUCAGGCGAGACUCACCCGAUGCACCUGCACGGGUUCCGGUUCUAUGUGAUCGGACUGGGCCAGGGCAAUUUCGACAACAAGACCGCUCCAGAAACCUACAACAUGUACGACCCACCCGAAGCGAACACUGUCCCAGUGCCGAAGGACGGGUGGGCUGUCAUCAGAUUCAGGGCAGACAAUCCUGGCGUAUGGUACAUGCACUGUCAUUUCGAUCGGCACAUGGCAUGGGGCAUGGACACGGUAUUCAUAGUCAAGAAUGGGACCACGGCUGAGACAAGCAUCCGGGAGCCUCCUGCGUACAUGCCUCCUUGCGAGACGGACUCGUCACUGUUGAGCGCCCUUCAUUCUUACUUACGGCAGAAGGCUUAAAUAAUUUUCUCUAUAUGAUGUAGUUGUCCUGGGAAGUUUUUAUUCGGAAACAGAGAGACUACAUUAUAAUCCAGGGUACUUGUCGAUUUUUUUUUUCAUUUUUUGAAGAAAGAAAAUGGUAGUUUUUUGGAGGAAGAAAAUUAUAGCCCCUACCCAGCUUAUGGUGCUGAAUAAAAGUGCCUUCACGAUGUUAGUCGACGGGCUUCUUAGUUUCAAUGAUAUCCGGACAGAGUGAAAUUAACAUGUUGUACAUCAAACAAUGUUGAGUAAAAUUGCGAGACAUUUUGUCA
Molecule: messenger RNA, 2205 nt
Organism: Eucalyptus grandis
Lineage: Eukaryota; Viridiplantae; Streptophyta; Magnoliopsida; Myrtales; Myrtaceae
Product: putative laccase-9
Exons: 7
Coding region: 140-1915 (591 amino acids)
Biological process (GO): lignin catabolic process
Cellular component (GO): apoplast
Molecular function (GO): hydroquinone:oxygen oxidoreductase activity; copper ion binding
Source: RefSeq, a predicted model, not a curated record